Messenger RNA from Aphanomyces astaci, 210 nucleotides. RefSeq lists its product as hypothetical. The coding region runs from base 1 to 210 and encodes 69 amino acids. NCBI's taxonomy places the organism in Eukaryota, Oomycota, Saprolegniomycetes, Saprolegniales, Verrucalvaceae. The record is from RefSeq and is a predicted model, not a curated record. The transcript has 3 exons.
AUGACUGCACGACUCCUUCGGGAAGGAGAAGGUCACACGGACGCACAAUCGUUUGACUUUUCGAGGGGCUUCAUUCGAGAGCUGCGCAUCCACAUUCCAUGGACACAGAUCCUGUCGCAGCCCAUCGAGAUCAAGCUGUACACGGUAGAGUUGAUCCUCAGGUUGAAACACAUAGCAUUGUCGGUCGGUUUGACCUUUACCGAUACAUAG